AUGUCUGCAUCUUCCCCUCCACCUCUUGCGAACGCCAUCGUGGACGAACCGGAUAGGGAUACACCGGAUGCCAUCGUGGGCAUAGAUCUUGGGAUGACUACAACCAAAGUCACGAUACGUUACCUCGCCCCGGGACGGCCCAAGAGGCAGCAAAUACCCGUCACGUUCCUUCACAACACAGAAUGGACCCCUACUGCCGUCUCCUGCGGAGUGGGCCAGCGGGGACAGGACGACCAAGUCCUCAAAACGGGCCAUGAGGCGUUGCGGGGCAAGUUGACUGAAGGUGUCAACGUAUAUGAGUGUUUCAAGCUCGACGCAUUGAGAAACCCACGCGCGCGCAUAGCUUCCUCCAACGGCAAAUGCGAGACAGAGGGCGGGAAGUUGGUGUUGGACUUCCUCAUAGCUUUGAGGAAGCCCUUGAUCGACUUCUUCGACCGCCAGCGAGACGAGGAGGAAGUCCCUGCUUGGCAGCAUGCCAAAAUUCACAUCACUCUCAGCAUCCCUGGCAUCGUGGGAGACGCCGGACGCGAGACCCUCUACGCCCUUGCAAAGCAGGCCUUCCACCGGCCAAAUGUUGCAGUCUGGCCAGUGGCUCUUAGUGAGCCAGAGGUGGCCGGCUACAGCGUUGCCGAAACGAUAAAGGAGCAGGUUCCGAACCUCCCCAAACGGAGCACCCUACUCGUCGCGGACCUGGGAGGGGGAACAUGCGAUCUGGCUCUCGUCCAGGUGCACAAGAACAAGCCCGUCCUCGGAAAGGCAUUCAUCAAGCCUGUCUCAAGCAUGUUCAGAGGCGGGUCUCACAUUGACAAAAAGCUACAAGGCCUUGUCACAGAGACGUUCCAGCGAGCUGCUCCUUCUUUGAAAGGAGCCAUCACCCCGGCGGGCGCAGCUCAUGCUGUCUUCUCUGACCCCAAGUUCUGGGACUACAAGGCAGAAUUCUCAAAGGGGGGAGAAACUGUGUUGUACAACAUCAGGCAUCUUGCCGAGCAAACCAAUGUCCCCGAGAUUGGAGGUAUCGGAAUCCAGGGGGAGUUUCUCGUCGUGAAGUGGGAGGCUCUGAAGCCGCUUUUCGAUGCGCAGAUCUACGGCUCUCCGGGACAGCCAGCUAUCGUCGAGCACCUUCUCGACAUGCGUGACGAUGUUUACGUCGGAUCUCACCUGGCCAAUGAGGCCAAGCUGGGCGCGGGGAUCGACUGCUUCGUCUUCGUCGGGGGCUUUGGCUCCUCCGAGCACGUGCAGCGCGAGAUUAAAACAGCGCUUGCCGCGGGCGCCAGCCCGGCAUCCAGGGCGACUCUCGAGGUUACAAGGCGGACAAAGUUUGUCCCUGUCCACAAGCCUCAGAUGGCGGUUGCCCACGGCCUCGUCGAAGCUCACCACCUGGAGAAUUCGACUGGAAGGCGCCUGUUCGUCGCAAACCGCCACCACCGCUUCCUUGCUUCAUCGCCCAGCAACGAGAGCGGCGAGAGCCUCUUCGGGCAGAAAGGCUGGGGAGAUCGAGGUCUGGCCCAUAAGAGCCUCCGAACCGAGGUGACGACCCCCUGUCUCGCCAUCGGCCGGGGCGGCGACGAAGCCAGGCGCAGGCGCAGCGCCGGGAUACUCCGGUGCGCGCGGCGCUACACGUUCUUGUCCGGUAGCAAGUUCGCGACGGGCGACGCCAGCCCCAUGGUUCGCGCCAUAUCGCCCGCAAUCCUCGAAGACACCAGCGCGCGCGCGGCGUCAUGGUCCCGGCGGACAUGCUGGCCAUCACGGCCAACUGCUGCCGCUACAACAGCAACAACCGCCUCAGCGCGAGCGCGCUCGGUCCCGGCCGUGAGCCUCAGCGUCGCGAUCCUGACGCUGGCGCUGGUGAGCGGCGACAUCCUGCGCUACGAUGCCGCCUGCUGCGAGGCGACGACGGCGGCGCAGGCGGAGACUCCCGUGUUUCCUUUGCCUCUAUGGCCGGCGGGCACCGACGACGAGCACACGGACCGGGGCGCCACGUUGUCGGGGAGGAACACAUGGGUCACAUCUGUCGAAGUCCGCUGCGAUCCUCGCGCCCAGCAGAUCACUCCGCGCAAGUGA
Messenger RNA from Gaeumannomyces tritici R3-111a-1, 2061 nucleotides. RefSeq lists its product as hypothetical. The record is from RefSeq and is a predicted model, not a curated record. The transcript is spliced from 7 exons. The coding region runs from base 1 to 2061 and encodes 686 amino acids. NCBI's taxonomy places the organism in Eukaryota, Fungi, Ascomycota, Sordariomycetes, Magnaporthales, Magnaporthaceae.